This is a messenger RNA of Chroicocephalus ridibundus (black-headed gull), 3440 nucleotides long. Its product is annotated as putative N-acetylated-alpha-linked acidic dipeptidase. The transcript is spliced from 19 exons. Gene Ontology annotation, molecular function: carboxypeptidase activity. The record is from RefSeq and is a predicted model, not a curated record. Lineage: Eukaryota; Metazoa; Chordata; Aves; Charadriiformes; Laridae. Gene Ontology annotation, cellular component: plasma membrane. Bases 26 to 2281 code for a protein of 751 amino acids.
AGCGGUGGGGAGGGGGCCGGCAGCCAUGUGGACGUCGCUCGGCGCUGCCAGGGAGCCGGCCGGCCCCAGGGCAGCUAGCGGCCGCUUCUGGGCUGUCGUCCUGGGAGCAGCGGCGGGGCUAUUCCUCCUCGGGUUCCUUAUAGGCUGGUUUGCAAAACCCACAGAAAAGAAGACAUCUGUGAGUCCUUAUGAGGAGAUGAAGGCAACGUUUACGGCCGAAAUGAAAGCUGAAAACAUCAAGCAGUUUCUUUACAAUUUUACACGGCUUCCUCACCUAGCAGGAACAAAGGAGAAUCUGCAUCUGGCGCAGCAAGUCCAAGCUGAGUGGAAGGAGUUUGGUUUGGAUUCUGUUCAGUUGGUUCAUUAUGAUGUCUUGCUCUCUUACCCCGAUGACACCAAGCCCAACUACAUCUCAAUAACUGAUGAGCAUGGAAAUGAGAUUUUCAAUACAUCCUUAUCUGAACCUCCUCCUCCAGGAUAUGAGGCUGUUAGAAAUGUGGUGCCACCCUACAGUGCGUUUUCAGCCCAAGGAAUGCCUGAGGGUGAGUUAGUGUAUGUGAAUUAUGGCCGCACCGAGGACUUCUUUAAGCUAGAGCGUGAAAUGGGAAUUAACUGUACAGGAAAGAUUGUUAUUGCCAGAUAUGGGAAGAUCUUCAGAGGAAAUAAGGUGAAGAAUGCUGAACUGGCAGGUGCCAAGGGAGUUAUUCUGUACUCUGACCCUGCUGACUACUGCGCCCCAGGAGUAGAUCCCUAUCCAAACGGCUGGAACCUUCCAGGCGGAGGAGCCCAGCGUGGGAAUGUGUUAAACCUGAACGGGGCAGGGGAUCCUCUGACACCAGGUUAUCCUGCAAAAGAAUACACCUAUCGAUUAGACAAAGACAGUGCUGUAGGUCUCCCAAAAAUUCCAGUUCAUCCCAUUGGCUAUCAUGAUGCUGAGUCAUUGCUGCGUAAUAUGGGAGGACACGCACCGCCGCAUAGUAGCUGGAAAGGAAAUUUGAAUGUAUCUUACAGCGUGGGUCCUGGCUUCACAACAGAUUAUUCCACAAGAAAGGUGAAAAUGCACAUUCAUAGCAACAACGAAGUAAGGAGGAUUUACAAUGUGAUCGGUACCAUCAGAGGCACAGUGGAACCAGACAGAUAUGUCAUCCUGGGAGGCCACCGCGACUCGUGGGUAUUUGGUGGCAUUGAUCCUCAGAGUGGGGCAGCUGUGGUUCACGAGAUUGUGAGGAGCUUUGGAAAACUGAAAAGGAAAGGAUGGAGGCCAAGGAGAACAGUGAUAUUUGCAAGCUGGGAUGCAGAGGAAUUUGGCUUGUUAGGAUCGACAGAGUGGGCUGAGGAAAAUGCCAAAGUAUUGCAAGCACGAGGAGUGGCGUAUAUCAAUGCAGAUUCCUCCAUCGAAGGAAACUACACCCUACGAGUGGAUUGCACACCACUGAUGUACAGACUGGUGUACAGUCUUACUAAAGAGAUACCAAGUCCUGAUGAGGGGUUUGAGGGAAAAACUCUUUAUGAGAGCUGGUAUAAAAAAAAUCCAUCAAGAGAAUACAAAGACGUCCCCAGAAUAAAUAAACUGGGUUCUGGCAAUGACUUUGAAGUCUUUUUUCAACGUCUUGGCAUUGCUUCAGGCAGAGCACGCUACAGUAAAAAUUGGAAUGUAGAAAAAUAUAGCAGCUAUCCAGUUUACCACAGUGUCUAUGAAACCUAUGAAAUUGUGGAGAGGUUUUAUGAUCCCAGUUUCAAGAAUCAUCUGACAGUAGCUCAGGUACGGGGAGGGCUGGUGUUUGAAUUGGCCAACUCCGUUGUGCUUCCGUUUGACUGUAGAGAUUAUGCAUCAGCUGUGAGCACCUAUGCUCACAUCAUCUAUAAUUUGUCAAGGAACCAUGAAGAGGAACUGGCAACAUACAAUGUAUCCUUUGAUGCUCUGUUUUCAGCUGUGAAGAAUUUUACAGAAGUUGCUGCUAGGUUUCAUGAGAGACUGCAACAAAUACAUAUCAAUAACCUACUUGCUGUCAGAUCGCUAAAUGAUCAGCUCAUGUUUCUAGAAAGGGCUUUUAUUGAUCCCCUUGGAUUACCUGGCAGGCCAUUCUAUAGACAUGUCAUCUUUGCUCCAAGCAGCCAUAACAAGUAUGCAGGAGAAUCAUUCCCAGGGAUCUAUGAUGCCAUGUUUGACAUUAAAAACAAAGCUGACCAACAUGAAGCCUGGGAAGAAGUUAAGAGGCAGAUUUCCAUUGCAGCCUUCACUGUACAGGCAGCAGCAGGGACACUGAAAGAAGUAGCAUAAAUAUCAACAACGUAAUCAUCAACGAAGACUACGUAUGACAGUUCGCAGAAGCCUUGAAAAUGGAGCAUUUAAAAACACUAUGCAGAUUAUUACAAAGAACACAUAAUCCAAAAAAUCUUUUUCUUUGCAAAUAAUAAGCCCAAGCGGAAUGCAUUUGGCAAUGUUAACGAGGUAAUGUACUCCAUUCAGAGAGAUCAGGCUUUGGAUAACCUCUGAAGUGAGAGUGCAAAAGUUUCAUGUUUUCUCUCAGCUUCAUAUUUUACGAAUUGCUAACUACUGGAUUUAUUUUCAGAAUUUUUCUAGCUCAAUUAUUAUAGCACUACUCAUAGUGCGUUAGGAAACCAGAAGUCAUUUCAUGUUUCUAUCGGUUUCUAAUUUUGUUGUUGACUUUUUAUUAUUUACCUUGGAGUUGUGUAAUUAUAGAUAGCCCUUUCAGCUCUCCUUUUACACAAAGAAUCACGUAUGAAGAUGGGAAAACCGUCACAUACUGUGUGAGAGAUGUGUAAUGAUCAUAACAAGUUUUGGGCAGCCAGCCCAGAAUACUCAUCCAUGACGUUCUUCUCUUCACAUGCUGAGUCUUGCAGCUGUUUGCAAAUAAAACUAAGCAAGAAGCCUUCUAGUCACUGGGGGAAAAACAAGGUGAUACCUCUUGUCAGACGUAUAAUCAUCUCACAAAUCAUGUCUUUCGAGAAGAAGACCUACUUUUAUUCUUUUACCCAAAAUCUACCCCUGCUAUACCUCGUCUGUAUCAAGGUAUUUUUAAUACGAAGACAAUGAGAAGCAAAGAAAAUUUGUCAUGUCCUUAGUUUGAAAGGAUAAGAAAUUAUUAGCAUCUUAGUAGGGUCUAUAUUUCUGAUUUGGGUGUGCAGCUUACUCUUAUGACAGUCUGCUCAAAAGACUACAAUGGGACGACCGAGAUCAGACAGAGAAGAAUCAAAAAAUCAGAUCUCUUCAUCUGCCACUCUGCCACUACAGGAUUACUAACCUCUUGCACAGCAAAUAUUUUGGGUAGUUUGAAUCUGUCAUUUCAGCUGAGGCCUCCGCCAUGCCUUAGAAGAGGGUCCCACGAUCUAAUGGAUUUCAAUGUCAUGGUAGAUAUUUUCUUUUCUAUAAAACCUCAUUUAUUCAUAAAUAUUUGUACUCUUUACAUUAAAACGCU